Cetraspora pellucida is the source of this 756-nucleotide messenger RNA. NCBI's taxonomy places the organism in Eukaryota, Fungi, Glomeromycota, Glomeromycetes, Diversisporales, Gigasporaceae. The record is from the annotation of a GenBank genome assembly.
AUGAAGUCCUUUCAGUCGUCAAGAAUAAUUUUAUGUCGCGCUUUUUCUACUACCAAUAAAAUUUUACAAAGGCGGCGACCUGGUGCGAAACGCGAAAAAAAAGAGUUUGACCUCGAAAUGCUGAAUGACUAUAGUUUCGAUAGCAUGUCUAAACCAGGAUAUGAUAUAUUACUUGCGCAAAGUGAGAUUCGGAAGUACCUUCGAAAAGCAGAAUAUGAAUUGCCGCAACUUACUAAGUUUGCCGAACCUUAUAAACCCCCUAGUUCAGACAAAAUAUUAUGCUUUAAAACAAUGUAUUACAUUGGAGAAGAACAUCCUAUACAAAAUAAAGUUGUUAUGACUGUUAAAGAGAAAGAUUUAUCAUUAAACAAGGAACAAUUACAUAAAUUUAAAGUUUUAUGUGGACCGAGAUAUGAUGGUAAAGGAGAAUUUAAAUUUUCUUGUGAAAAAUUUCCUCAUCAGGCUCAAAAUAAAAAAUAUCUAAGUGAUCUGAUGGAUCGGCUCUUAAAAGAAGCCAGAGAUGAUACAGAGACUUUUGAUAAUAUUCCUGUAGAUCUUAGACAUGUUAAACCGAAAAAGAGGCACCCAUUUCCUAAAGAAUGGCUGCGUCAACCAAAAAAUAAUUUAAAGCUUACAAAUCAAGUAUCGACCACUGUUGAUAGUACAAACUUGAUUACUGAUACUAUAGUUUCUGAUGAUGAUUCAUCUAUUAAGCAAGAAACAUUAAUACAUGAAACUGUAACUGUAAAUUCAUAG